Symbiodinium sp. CCMP2456 is the source of this 492-nucleotide messenger RNA. NCBI's taxonomy places the organism in Eukaryota, Dinophyceae, Suessiales, Symbiodiniaceae. The record is from the annotation of a GenBank genome assembly.
AUGCGCGAGGCCGUGUCUCGAAAUGCCUUCGCCCUACGCUUUGCAGGGCCCCGGGCGACAGAAUGCAAGGAGCUGGUCUUGGACGCUGUUCAGGUAGAAGGUAUGGCCCUGCUUUAUGCUGGACCUGAGAUGCGAGCUGACCGCGAGGUCGUCCUUGCCGCUGUGCAACAGGACGGCUGUGCGCUGCUGUGUGCCUCCCAGGCUCUACGCAUGAACCGCGAAGUUGUGCAAGAGGCCGUACGGCAAAAUGGCUUGGCGCUGCAGCAAGCCAGCGAGGAGCUCCAAGCGGAUCCCGAGCUGCGGCGCGAAGCUGAGGAGGCUGAGUCUCGCCGGGGAAAUCCGCGAAGGCGCCUCGAGAGCACGGAGAAGGAGUCUGGCUGCCCAAAGACCACUUGCUGGAGCCAGGGGACCUCCCACGACUUCAUCACUCCCCGGCGUCAGCGCUGUGAGGGGUACGCGCAGCAGCCCACCACGACCGUGGCCACGCUUUAG